Molecule: messenger RNA, 1144 nt
Organism: Mucor mucedo
Lineage: Eukaryota; Fungi; Mucoromycota; Mucoromycetes; Mucorales; Mucoraceae
Product: concanavalin A-like lectin/glucanase domain-containing protein
Exons: 3
Coding region: 191-1144 (317 amino acids)
Biological process (GO): carbohydrate metabolic process
Molecular function (GO): hydrolase activity, hydrolyzing O-glycosyl compounds
Source: RefSeq, a predicted model, not a curated record
GUCGAUACAGACACGGAUUAAAAGAUUUGAUAUGUCAAAGAAUAUAUCUUACAUAUAUAGCAUGUUAUAAUCUUUACAAAAUUAUAAUAAUUUCGGAAUAUACAUAUAGGCAUCGCAAAUUAUUUUUUUUCGACGACGUGCUUUCUCUUCUAGUUAAUUGCUUUCGACAAAAAUCAAAAACAAAACAAAAAUGGUGCGUUUUUUUGCAAUUGCAGGAAUCGCAAUACUAUCAUUAGCAAACGCAGCAGAUAUUUCUAUAUCCUCAAACUGUGAUUGUGGCUACAAUGAUCCUUCGUUUAAUUCUAACUGGAACGAAAUGUGGCAUAUGAGCUUUGAAGAAAAAACGAAUUUUGGAGGUGGGAAUCAGUAUCUUUAUUCUCAUAAAGAUUUAUUCUUUUCAAACUACGAAAUUGCAGCCAAAUUCAAUGAUCCGUAUUCAAGAGUGUUUCGUAAAGAGAAUGUUGUAAUAAGGGACGAGUCUUUGGAAAUAGGGGUCACCAUUGAUCCUCUUUAUAAUGGCACAGGCAACCCAAUACAUUGCGGUGGUAUUGGCACGACGAGACAAGAUUUUUUAUAUGGAUCGUUCCGUAGUUUUAUUCGUACUACCAAAGUUGAAGGAACGGUUACUGGCAUGUUUAUUUUUCAUCCUGAGGGAGAGAUCGAUAUUGAAAUGUUGGGUUCCGUACAACCCUCACAAGCAUACUUUGCAAUGCACCCUGGAUUAACGGAUAAUGGAAAAGCGUCGGCAUUAACCCAUGGGAAUUACAUAUUUGAUUAUGAUCCAACUGAAGAAUAUCAUGAAUAUCGUUUUGAUUGGUAUCCAGAUUUGACAAUUUUUUUUAUCGACGGUAUUGAAUCAUAUCGCAUGACUACUAAUAUCCUUACGAAGCCAAGUAGACUAAUGUUCAAUCAUUGGACCGAUGGUAAUCAAAACUUUAGUCAAGGGCCAGUCAAAGAAAACGCUUUUGUAAACAUAAAAAAUAUGACACUGUUUUUUAACUCUUCAGAUUCAUUGAUGUCCGCGCCAAAGUGCAUCAAUGUAAAUGGUACCUGUGAUAUAGAAAGUAAGUAUGUAGAUCAUAGUUCUGUAAACUGCAUUAUAAACAAUUUUCUGCACAGAAAUCGUGACGACCUUAAAAGAUGA